UGGCGUUGCGAAGCACGGAGGCUGUGUUGAUUUUUCACUAUGGGUGGCGUUAAUGCGGGAUUGACAAGUGAAAGCCUCAGUAGUACUCAAGACUCGGUGCCGUUGGCAGUCCCUCGAAGCUUGUGUGCCCUCUUGAUCUAGUUCGGAACAAAUUUUCCUUCACAGCACCCACGCAAAGACAUGGUCAAUUCCCGUACCGUUCUCGUCGAUGACAAUCUCUUGAAGUACAAUCCCUCCAUCGGCUCCUCCCAAUGGGGCACAGGGGAGGGCCAUACCAGUCAGUUUAUCAAUGACAGUACACAUGACGCGGCGCGCAGCGGGCUCUCUUUUGCCUACUCGUUCUAUGGAACAUCUCUUGCGUGGAGCGGCGUUCUUUGGGAAACGGAAGAUGUGUCCUUCUCUAUCUCUGUUGAUAACGAAAACGCGACGACGUGUAACGCCAGUGGCGGUGAUGAAGAGUCGAACAUAUACAAACAACUUUGCCAAGCCAGUGGUCUAAGCAACAGCGCCCAUACGGUCAACGUUACAUGCAGAGGCAUCGACUCGGAAUCGCCUGUAUCCAUCGACUAUGUCACGUAUACUGUCGAUACAGACUCUGACUCUGAUGUCCCACCGGGACUUUCUCCCGGCGUGUUCAUACUCAUCGAUGAUAGCGAUUCCUUGAUCAGCUACAACGGCUCGUGGUCACAGAACUCGGAUGAUACCUUCAAGACGAACGGUUCAGGUGAUUCAAUCAUUUUCACUCCCUACGGAGGCGGUGUACAUAGGAGCAACUCCGCCGGCAGCAGAUUUACUUUUCGAUUCUCUGGUAGCGCUGUAUCAGUAUAUGGUGUUCAGCAAUCGGCGAGUGGGAGUCUUGCCGUAUCUUUUGAGAUCGACGGUUCAUCUCAAGAUGGGUUUAAUGUCACUGGAAGUGGCGACAACGAUAUCGCAUUGGCAAAUCUUCCUUUGCUCAGUGCGGCAGGUCUCUCCUCGGGAGACCAUGAGGUGGCUGUUAAUCUGACCGAGAUCUCCGGGGAUCAGGUAUUCGAGUUGGAUUACAUUCUUUACGAGCCAAUAUAUGGGAAAAGUGAAGAUAUUGGCACUUCUUCCAUUGGAUCAGGAUCGUCUACAUCAGAACCAAUCCCAACAGGAACAACAAGAUCGUCAGAUGACGGGGGCCCUAAGAACAACACCGGUACCAUCGUCGGCGCUGUUUUGGCAUCUCUCGUUGCGUUGGCUGUACUAUCGAGUCUUCUUUAUUGGUGCUGGAAGCGAAGACACUGUGCAGGCAGUGAUUUCCAGAUCGAUGGAACGAACGAAGCGUUUCAAUACAAAGUCGUCUCGACGGCUGAGUCAUCGGAAGGAGGUAUGGCAGGGGUGACUAUCCCACCGCCUGCUCUGAUUGCGCCUUCUACAAGUCCGGAAUCAUCUUCCCGGGACGUUCCAUUCUUUGACGACCCAAAUGGUCCUAGCCACGAUCAACCACGCGCGUACGAUACAAACAGCACUGACGCACGCUUAUUGUCUGCAUCCAGCAGUCCAUAUACACAAAUGACUGGCACGCCAAUAGUCCGUGCUUUCAAUAGCGUUGCCUAUAGCCCACCCACACUAUCAAGAGAUAUUUCAUUUGCACAAGGACAAAUCCUACCGACCCACCAUCUCAACACGACGUUAUCCAAUACACAGAUAGAUCCAGAAGAGGACGUCUAUACGAUCAGAAUGCCGGGUACAAGUGGCCGAAGAAUUUUAUCGCAUAGGAUUGAUGAUGAUUCACCUCCUGUUCCAACAAAAGCCAUAACAGGGACUACGCGCUGUAGGUUGUUCCGUAUGGUUCUUUUGGUCCUAUCUUAAUGGCCGCAGUGUCUCUUCCCCCGGAUAGGGAUGUCAUCGCCUCCCAAUUAGCAACUUUCGAAAAGAUCAAACCACCCUCCCCAGAACGUAGCACUUCGCAUGCCCCCAGCGCAUUCCCUUCAACCGACUUCAACCCUGUUCCUUCUCAGAUCACGAAGUUGGAUGAAGUCUACGCCAACAGAAGACGUAGCUUGGACGAUCCAAGCCUUGGUGCAACAUCAACGGGGCCUUGUCAGGGAAUUCACUCGGAGAGCAACGGU
This is a messenger RNA of Guyanagaster necrorhizus, 2093 nucleotides long. RefSeq lists its product as uncharacterized. The record is from RefSeq and is a predicted model, not a curated record. The transcript is spliced from 4 exons. The coding region runs from base 181 to 1833 and encodes 550 amino acids. NCBI's taxonomy places the organism in Eukaryota, Fungi, Basidiomycota, Agaricomycetes, Agaricales, Physalacriaceae.